Chondrus crispus (carragheen) is the source of this 276-nucleotide messenger RNA. RefSeq lists its product as hypothetical. The record is from RefSeq and is a predicted model, not a curated record. The transcript has a single exon. NCBI's taxonomy places the organism in Eukaryota, Rhodophyta, Florideophyceae, Gigartinales, Gigartinaceae. Bases 1 to 276 code for a protein of 91 amino acids.
AUGCGGACUACAGUAUUGGCUCGUGUUUGGGGGUGUGGUCGUUGGUUUACGUUUUGGCUCUUGCCUCCUUUUCCACACUCGCUUUCGUUCCGAAGACCUCCUGCAGCACCGGUCAUCUGGCUCCCUCCAAUGACGGAUCUCGCUAUGCGAUUAGUAUUACUAACGCCCUUCUGUUUUGACCUCGCCGAGUCCAGUCACUGUGCCUUGAUAACCUGCCUUGGCACGUCAGGGUUGCUUCCCGGCAUGACCUCUGCAGAUAGGCACGCCGGCCACUAG